ACGGAAAGGUCAUAAAUGAUAAUACACGAAUUUACAAGCGUGUAGCAGUGCUUAUUUGUGCCAGUGUAAUAUUUUAAGACUCGACGUGUUUAUCUCCGGGUUAAGCUGAGUGAUUUGAAGCAGUCCAGACAGGAGCGGACUGUGUAUGAGCUGUGUGGUUAAAUACCGCUUCGCCUUUUUCUCCUCAGCCGGUCAGUCAGUUAGCUACCUAGCGGCUAGCCUCAGCAGCUAGCUGGUAGCUAUGGCUGCAGUUAUUCUGAGUUUCCCAACUCUGCAGGGUCUGAGGGUGUUUACACAAAAACUGUCAUGGACCAAAAGAGGCGUGAGGCUGGUUUCAGGAGGGGUUGGAAGGAUAGAAAAGGUGCUGAUCGCCAAUCGAGGAGAGAUCGCGUGUCGUGUGAUGCGCACGGCCAAAAAGAUGGGCGUCCGCUCCGUGGCCGUGUACAGUGACGCAGACAGACACUCCAUGCAUGUGGCCAUGGCAGAUGAAGCCUAUCACAUCGGCCCUCCUCCCUCACAGCAGAGUUACCUCUCUAUGGAGAAAGUUUUGGAAGUGGCAAAGAAGUCUGGAUCACAUGCGGUCCACCCUGGUUAUGGCUUCCUGUCAGAAAACACAGAGUUUGCGGAAGCGUGUAAACAGGAAGGAAUCAUCUUCAUUGGGCCACCUUCCUCUGCCAUCCGAGACAUGGGCAUUAAAAGCACAUCCAAACACAUCAUGUCAGCGGCUGGGGUACCGAUUAUUGGUGGUUACCAUGGCGAGGACCAAUCGAAUGAGAGGCUACAAGCAGAGGCUGCACAGAUAGGAUACCCUGUGAUGAUUAAGGCAGUCCGUGGAGGAGGAGGGAAGGGGAUGCGUAUUGCACGGUCAGACUCUGACUUCUUGGAGCAGUUGGAGUCGGCGAGACGAGAAGCCAGAAAAUCCUUUAACGAUGACGUCAUGCUGGUUGAGAAGUUUGUAGAGGAUCCAAGACAUGUAGAGGUUCAGGUCUUUGGAGACAUGCACGGUAAUGCUGUCUAUCUGUUUGAGAGAGACUGCAGCGUCCAAAGGAGACAUCAGAAGAUCAUAGAGGAAGCACCGGGGCCUGGUAUUAGUCCUGAGGUUCGGAGGAAACUCGGAGAGGCAGCAGUCAAAGCAGCUAAGGCUGUCAGCUAUGUCGGGGCAGGCACGGUGGAGUUUAUAAUGGAUGCACAGCACAACUUUUACUUCAUGGAGAUGAACACCAGGCUGCAGGUGGAACAUCCUGUCUCUGAGAUGAUCACUGGAACAGAUCUGGUGGAGUGGCAGCUCAGGGUGGCAGCAGGGGAGCGCCUGCCUCUCCUCCAGGAUGACAUCAUUUUGUCGGGACACUCUUUCGAGGCUCGCAUCUACGCCGAGGACCCAAACAACGACUUCCUUCCAGGGGCGGGACCUCUGCUGCAUCUCUCCACCCCUCCAGCAGACCAGCACACACGCAUAGAGACUGGAGUCAGGGAUGGGGACGAGGUGUCGGCACAUUAUGACCCAAUGAUCGCCAAGCUUGUGGUGUGGGGAGAAGAUCGAUCAGCUGCAUUAAAGAAGCUGCGAUACUGCUUAAGACAGUACAAUAUCGUAGGGUUGAACACUAACAUCGACUUCUUGCUGAGUCUUUCGGGCCACCCGGAGUUCGAGGCUGGAAACGUGACCACCAGCUUCAUCCCUCAACACUAUGCCGACCUCUUCCCCACCCCGAGAGCUCCUUCUGCGGAAACAAUCUGCCAGGCUGCCCUGGGCCUGGUGCUGCAGGAGAGGAAACACACACAGGAGUUCACACAGACCUCCACUGAUCCAUUCUCCCCAUUUGGCUCCAGCAGCGGCUGGAGGAGCAACAUUCAGUUUAACAGAAACAUGACACUACAGCUGGGAGACAAAAAAGUCGACGUGGUUGUCGUCUACAACAAAGAUGGAAGCUAUGCGAUGCAGAUUGGUGAGGAGGUGUACCAUGUGACGGGAGAGGUGGAGAUGGAAGGUGGAGUGUCAUUCCUGCACUGUUCUGUCAAUGGUGUGAAGUCUCGUCCCAAACUGGUGAUCCUGGACAACACGGUGCACCUGUUCUCCAUGGAGGGAAGCUCAGAGGUGUCCGUCCCAGUGCCCAAGUAUCUGGCAGGUGUGAGCGGCUCUGGAGCUCAGGGUGGAGCUGUGGCGCCCAUGACUGGAACCAUAGAGAAGGUGCUUGUGAAGGCCGGAGACAAAGUGGCUGUAGGAGACCCACUGAUGGUCAUGAUCGCCAUGAAAAUGGAGCACACGAUUCGGGCACCCAAAUCCGGCGUGAUCAAGAAGGUUUUCUUCAGCGAGGGCUCUCAGGCCAAUCGCCACGCUCCUCUGGUCGAACUGGAAGAGGAGGCGGAGGAGGAGGAAGGGGGAAGCCAGUGAACGCACUCAAACACACAACCACACCCACAAACGCACACUGACACGUAGGAGGGAGACAGAACUAGUUACUGUGACAACUGGAGGGAAAUGAGUCAAUCUUAAAGUCAGGACGUCAACCUUCAGUUUGGUUCAGUCUGGAGUGGAUGAGAUAAAAAAAAAUACCGUUCAUGCUUUAGGAUCCAAAAAACAUUUAGGAAGGUCAGAAACGGUCACAGUGACCUGAAACAUUUCUGGGUUUGACAACACUGCACAAAUCUCUAAUGUCCAGUUGCUUUUACAUCCACAUGUUACCUUUAUGUUUGUUUCUGCUUUUCUUUUUCUCGUCUCAUUAAAUGUUUGCAGUAAUCAGUAAAUCUCUGAUGAUAAUUUCAGUUUUUCCCCUCAUGUUUCCUGUCUGUGUGUCUGACAGCGAUGUAGUGUUAGUUGAAGAGCGAGCAUUCUCCUGUUCAGUACAGUUUAAUGCACUUUUGUACUGUCCCUUCUAUGCACACUGUGUGCUUCUUUAUCUUUACGCAGUGACACAGCUAAGUAGUGGUUUGUGAUCAUAUCUGAUGUAGAAGAAAAUAAAUAAUGAUGAAUAAAUGAGGUGGGACAUUUGCAGAAUCAUGCUGUAGUGGUCUAUAGGACUGGGGGUGGGGGACUUCAUAUUUAUGUGACCUUUACUGAGCGAAUCAACAAAGUUAUUGUCACAGUCCAGUAAGAACCAUGUAACACACGCUCCUCUAGAGCUGUCCUAUCACAUGUAAAUAUACUAAACCUGCCAGUAUUUAAAAAUGCGUGGUCACUGAGCUUAAACCAAGACCGUUGUUCUUCGUCAUUAAAAAUGAAGCCACAUGACUUUUACUGGACAGUGAUGAUUAGAGGAAACAGGCUGGAUGUAAACUUAUUUUUGGUGUGUGAGAAUAUUUUGGGUUGAUUCACACUUUUUGUCCUUCCAGACUUUAUCAGCUACCCCCGAAGUGUGUUCGCUCUUAUAAAACCAGCUGUAAGCCUGUUGUAGAGGCGAUUAUAACAUUUCACUAAAAUUGGGA
Messenger RNA from Larimichthys crocea (large yellow croaker), 3420 nucleotides. RefSeq names its product methylcrotonyl-CoA carboxylase subunit (gene mccc1). Gene Ontology annotation, cellular component: mitochondrion. Lineage: Eukaryota; Metazoa; Chordata; Actinopteri; Sciaenidae. The transcript has 19 exons. Gene Ontology annotation, molecular function: ATP binding; metal ion binding; methylcrotonoyl-CoA carboxylase activity. The record is from RefSeq and is a predicted model, not a curated record. The coding region runs from base 242 to 2389 and encodes 715 amino acids.